Lytechinus pictus (painted urchin) is the source of this 636-nucleotide messenger RNA. RefSeq lists its product as uncharacterized. Gene Ontology annotation, cellular component: ribonucleoprotein complex. The record is from RefSeq and is a predicted model, not a curated record. NCBI's taxonomy places the organism in Eukaryota, Metazoa, Echinodermata, Echinoidea, Temnopleuroida, Toxopneustidae. Bases 1 to 636 code for a protein of 211 amino acids. The transcript has a single exon. Gene Ontology annotation, molecular function: single-stranded RNA binding. Gene Ontology annotation, biological process: retrotransposition.
AUGGUGAAGGAGGCUGUAACCGAGGCUAUCUCUAGCCUUGCAGCAAGGCUUGAUGAGCAGGAGUCCAAAAUCUUGGAGCUAGAGAUGAAGGCGAAUGCUCAAGCUGCUGAAAUAGAGAAGCUGAGGGAGAGGGAGGAAGCCGCCCAGCAGUCGAUUCUGGCGCUUCAAGUCAAGACUGACGAUAUGGAGCAGUACUCCCGAAGGAAGAACAUCCGUAUCUACGGCAUUGAGGAGAAGGAGGGAGAGUCAACCGACGAGGUGGUGGGAAAUGUUGCGAAGAGGAUGGGGGUGGAAAUAUCCCUAUCUGACAUCGACAGGUCCCACCGCCUUGGACCUGUCAAGGCUGCUGGGGCUGCCGAAAGAUCUGGUUCACGCCCCAUCAUUGUAAAGUUUGCGUCUCAGAACGCAAAGUUCAAGUUCGUCCGUGGGAGGCCUUCUUUGAAAGGAUCAUCGAUUUAUCUCAACGAAGACCUGACACAGCGAAGACAAAAACUCUAUCAUGCGGCCCGACACGCAGGGAAGGUGGAAAAGGUGUGGGCCGUGGAUGGACGCAUCUACGCGGGGCUAAAGGACUCAGCUGGUGGCCUCAAGAAAAAGCUUAUAACUGACAUUAGAGACAUUGACAAUUUAAAGUAG